AUGGCAGCUUCACCGCUGUUACACUCCCUCCCAGUCGGUUACCGUUUUCGGCCGUCGGAAGAAGAACUCGUUUUCUCUUACCUCCUAAACCGCACAUCCGGGCAAGCUUACGCUGCGCGUCCACUCCUUCAGCUGCCCGAGGUUAACGUUUUGCGGUGCGACCCGAGCAGCCUGCCUUCCGACGCGUGCUUCGACGGCGAAUGGUUCUUCUUCUACCGCCCGUCGCAGCACGGCUCGAAGAAAGAACGCUCCGUGAAAUGCGGCGAGACGGUCGUCGGGUUCUGGAAAUCCACGGGAAACGACCACGCGGUGCGCCUCGGUGGGAGUAAGAGCAGCAGCAACAACGGCCAAAAGGCCCCUUCAGACGGCGGCGUAACGGGAAUGAAGAAGAAAUUAGUGUACUAUUCGAAAUCUGGACCGAGCGACCACAAGGGAUCUAAGACGGACUGGAUUAUGGACGAGUAUCGGCUAGAGGUGGAAACCGGAAGCGACCUCGCGGCGUUGGUGUUGUGCCGUGUCUUCAUCAAGGGCAACGUCGCCCCGCCAAACGCGCCGCGUAACCCGCCGUCAUUCGCGCCGGCUUCGCCGAACGUGAGCGCCGCGACGGUCUCACGACCGAUGUCGCCCGCACCGUCGCUGACGCUCGGCGCCUUCGCGGAGCAUGUGACUAUGGCGAAGGGACAAAUCGUGACGGACGAUUACGAUACUGUUAACAGUGUGAUUCAAGCGAAGAAAAUGUCUGCACCAGGCGCGGCGGCUUCUGCCGCGGCGAUGGGUGGCGGCGACGCGGAGCGGUUCGUCGAUCUUCUUCUCGCGAAAGACGAGGUUGAGAGUGGCACGACCGGUGGUGAUAAUCACGGAUGUGCUGAUGACGAGGAGCGCUUGCUGCUAAACACGAUGAUGGACGCGAUUAUAAUCGACGACGGGGAUCGGUCCGACAAAUCUGGAAGCGACGACGUGACUGCAUCGGUGCAGCUUGUAUCGGAGGCUUUCGUCGACUCUUCGGUGGAGGAUUCGGGAAGGUUCGUCUCGGGAAACGGCGCGAGCGCGAUGGAUGCGGAGGGGAGCGGGCAAUUCGGGGGAUUCCAGUCGCAGCACGGCAGCACCACGGACCUACCUGGUGCUUGCAACGGUAACAGCAGCAUGGCGUUCGAGAAGUUAACGUCGGCGAGCUAUGAGAACAUAAGCAUGGCUGAGUCUCAGUGCGCUCCGGCAGCUGCGGGAACCUGGAAAGUUCCUCGCAGUCCUCGAAUGGUUUCCACUGACACUGUCGGCCCAAAUGCUGGCGUAAAUACUGGCGUAAAUGGCGGCGCAACUGGCGGCGCCAUUGGCGGCGCGGCCGCUGCUGCUGUCGCCACGCCAUCACUCGCCUCGGGAUUCUCGGCGGCGGAUCUGGAGCAGCCUAUGUAUCUGCAAGGGGAUGAUGACGUCACCAUCAAGCCCGCGUUGCUGCGUACCCGUCCAACACAGGCAUCUGCGGUGGGGUGGGGGGGAAGUGGGGGCAGGUGGGUGGCGGCAGGUGGGCGGCAGGUGGUUAUGGGCAGUCCAUAUCCCCCCUCUCUUCCCCCCAAAGUGCCUGCCCUAUCUCUCCCAGUCUCCACGCACCUGGCAGUCAAUGAGAACGCGGUCAAAGUUCAAACGCCUCUGGCAGUCCCUCUAUCCCCACCCUUCUCCCCCUCCCUCCCCCCCCUCCUCGCUCUGGCAGUCCCUCUAUCCCCACCCUUCUCCCCCUCCCUCCCCCCCCUCCUCGCUCUGGCAGUCCCUCUAUCCCCACCCUUCUCCCCCUCCCUCCCCCCCCUCCUCGCUCUGGCAGUCCCUCUAUCCCCCCCUUCUCCCCCUCCCUCCCCCCCCUCCUCACUCUGGCAGUCCCUCUAUCCCCACCCUUCUCCCCCUCCCUCCCCCCCUCCUCUCUCUGGCAGUCCAGCAGUCCCUCUUACCCUCCCUUCUCCUCCUACGACCUCCCCCCAACACACACGCACCUGGCAGUCCAUAAGCACGAGGUCAAACGCCUCUCCCCCGUCCACCUCCCCUCGAAUCUGCCUUGUCACCGCAUCCAACGCCUCCUGA
Molecule: messenger RNA, 2067 nt
Organism: Closterium sp. Naga37s-1
Lineage: Eukaryota; Viridiplantae; Streptophyta; Zygnematophyceae; Desmidiales; Closteriaceae
Source: the annotation of a GenBank genome assembly